Phycomyces blakesleeanus NRRL 1555(-) is the source of this 3621-nucleotide messenger RNA. RefSeq names its product TATA binding protein interacting protein. The annotation marks the transcript as partial. NCBI's taxonomy places the organism in Eukaryota, Fungi, Mucoromycota, Mucoromycetes, Mucorales, Phycomycetaceae. Gene Ontology annotation, biological process: SCF complex assembly; protein ubiquitination. Gene Ontology annotation, cellular component: nucleus. The transcript has 17 exons. The record is from RefSeq and is a predicted model, not a curated record.
AACAUUCAACUGAUGAAAUUAUGCGUACAGAUGUGCAAUGAGGAUAGGGAUUUCCGGUACAUGGCCUUGAAUGACCUUAUGAACGAACUUCAAAAACCUUCGUUUACCCUUGAAAAAUCUGUUGAAAUAAAAGUUGUCCGUGCUGUCUUGAAGCUGAUGGACGAUAAGAAUGGCGAGGUGCAAAAUCUUGCUGUCAAGUGUCUUGGCCCUCUUGUAAAACAGAUCCAGGAAGAGCACAUCAUCGAAAUUGUAAAAUGUCUAUGUGGAUUUGCAGCACAGCGAGAGAAUGAAGAACUCCGCGGCAUUGCCAGUGUGGGCUUAAAGACAGUUGUGCUGGAAGUAAAUUCUGUCAAAGGAGAUACUAUUAGCAAUGUACUCGUCCCCAAGGCACUGGAGAUCUUGCAGGAUUCCAACACAACAUAUGAGAUGGAGAUGGAUGCUUUAGACGUUCUUGCUGAGGUUCUCUCACGUUUUGGUGCCCAGAUCCCAGCCAGUAAACAGGCACAGGUCAAGAGCACACUAUUGCCAUUGCUGGCACACCCUCGUGCUGCGGUCCGGAAGAGAACAAUUCUGGCUGUUGGGCAUUUCGCAGUCCAUGCAAAUGACGCCAUGUUUAAGGAUCUGAUUACUCAUAUCUUGACACAGCUGAAAAAUAAGAGUUCUACAGGAGACAGACUACGCACACUUGUUCAGUGUGCCGGUAUGCUGAGCCGCUAUAGCACUGCCCGUUUAGCUGAUUACCUCCCCGAAUUGGUCUCUAUUAUUGAAGUAUAUACUGCCGAAGCCGAAGAGGAUGAUGAAAUGCGUGAAAUUUGUCUUCAAACCUUGGAAUCAUUCGUUCUCCGCUGUCCUCACAAGAUUUCCCCUUAUACUGACCGUAUUAUUUCCCUCGGGCUUGAAUAUCUUAGAUAUGAUCCUAAUAUUGAUGAAGAUAUGGAAGAAGAUGAAGAAGAGGAUGAAGAGGAAGAAGAAUACGAUGAUAUUAUUGAUUAUUCAGACGAUGAUGAUGAUAUGUCUUGGAAGGUCCGUCGCUCGGCAACCAAGGUGUUGGCAGCUGUUAUUGAGACUCGUUCCGACCUUCUUCAACAGCUCUACAAGAAUGUUGCCCCCGCUCUUAUUAGCCGCUUUAAAGAGAGAGAGGAGUCUGUUCGUUCUGAUAUUUUACAGACAUUCAUUGUACUUUUACGCCAAACCAGUCUGUACGGUGGAGAGAACACAGAAAUAGUCAUAGAUGACGGAAAAGCUCUGCUUAGACAACUGGUGCCUAAGUUAAGCCACGCUCUUGCGCAGCAACUUGGCUCAAAGUCUACACAGACUCGCCAGAUUGGAUUCCACCUUUUGCGAGAGCUUGUUACUGUUCUUCAUGGUGGUUUGGAUCAAGAAGUAGAAAUUUUUGUUCCUGUUAUUGUAUCUUCUCUCAGUAGCUCUGCUUCAGAGCAACAGCAAGUGGCUUUGACAUCUAACCUCAAAAUCGAAGUCCUUGCCUUCUUGCGUCGUUUCCUCCGUAGCCACCCACCAAAUGUUCUUCACCCAUACCUCGAUCGUUUGUGCCCGGCCAUAAUCAACACCUUGUCUGAUAAAUUCUACAAGAUCACAUCUGAGGCCUUUUUGGUGUGCGUUGAACUCAUCAAAGUUAUUCGUCCCAUCCAUCGCACCGAAACAGGCGAGCAUGGUAUUACCCCAAUGAAUGAGGAAUAUAAGCCAUAUCUUUUGCAGAUUCUCGAUGCAACUCUCAAAAUACUCAGUACAAACGACGCCGACCAAGAAGUCAAGGAACGCUCGAUAAUGUGUCUAGGUGCUUUACUGGCACAGGCUGGAGAUGUAUUACAGUCACAGCAGCGUCAGGCAUGGGAUGUCUUAUUGGAUCGUCUGAAGAAUGAAGUGACACGCUUGAUUAGUGUACGCACUCUUGCAAUCGUUUCUCAGAGUCCUGCCGUAGCUGGCGAAGAGCUUGAGCGAUGCGUUCUUGUGGCUGUGGAUGAAAUCGGACUGUUGUUAAGAAAGAGCAACCGUACAAUCCGUAUUGCUAGUCUUGAGUGCCUGAACAUUUUGGUGAAGAGAUUUGGCCAAAGUCUUUCUCCAGAAAGUUGUAAAUCUCUAUUGGUCGAACUGAAACCUUUGGUGUGUGAUAAUGAUCUUCACUUACUCCCAUUGGCUCUCAAAGCCAUUGAGUCUAUUAUCACUGUCAGCGCUAGUUCGGCCGAAAAUAUGAGAGUUUCGAUUCUGCCCUCUCUCCUGCAAUUAAUCCAGUCUCCUCUUCUCCAAGGAUAUGCACUCAACAGUCUUCUUUCACUCUUCACUGCUUUGACUAAGGCUUGUCCUGAUGAGUACCAGAACCUGGUUAAGGGUUUGGUGGAACCUCUAUUGAACGUAAAAACUAGCGGUGUUUCUGCUGGCGGUGUUGCUGCUGUUGCUAAUAAGCAGGCUGCUGCUACUGUGGCCCAAUGUGUUGCUGUAUUGACAGUAAAUACUACUCUAGAAAACCGCCAACUUACUAUUGGAACUUUCCAAAACUACAUUGAAGAUCCUGCCACCAACGACUCUAUAAAAUACCUCAGUCUUUUGACAUUGGGUGAAAUUGGUCGUCGAAUUGAUUUGAGUCACCUGGGUAAUAUUCACGAACAAAUCCUGGCCUUAUUCUCGGUCCAGUCAGAAGAAGUCAAGUUUGCUGCUGCAUUCGCACUAGGUAACAUGAGUGUUGGUAAUAUUAGCCGAUAUUUACCCUUGAUUGUCGAUCAGAUGAAGGCCUACCCAAAGCGCCGCUACUUGUUGUUACAUGCUCUUAAAGAGAUAAUUACUCGUUAUGACCAGCAUGGAAAGAACGCUUCUUUGGGAGAUGCUUCAAAUGAAAUAUGGGAUUUAUUGUUAGAGAGUAGUGAGUCGGAGCAAGAAGAAGGUACUCGUACAGUGGUUGCCGAAUGUCUCGGCAAACUGGCUUUGACAGACCCACGUAAAUUCUUACCCCAGCUCGAGGAGCGUUUGUCGUCGCCUUCAGCUCAUGUGAGAGCUACAGUGGCAACUGCCAUAAAAUAUGCUGUUGUGGAUCCUUCACAGGCCUACGAUGAUUUGUUGAAACCCAUUCUUUCUCAGUUCCUAAUUUUAUUGCAAGAUCCUGAUCUGAAUGUUCGCCGUUUGGCACUCUUGGCAAUUAACUCGGCAGUUCACCGUAAGCCUUAUUUGAUCCGAGACGUUCUUGGCCAGUUGAUCCCAUUGCUGUACGAAGAGACUGUGAUUAAGGAGGAGUUGAUUCACACAGUUGAAAUGGGACCCUUUAAGCACAAGGUGGACGAUGGUCUUGAGAUUAGAAAGGCUGCCUAUGAGUGCAUGUAUACAUUACUCGGUACAUGCUUAGAUAAAAUUGAUGUACAUGGUUUCUUGGAUCGUGUGAGAGCAGGACUUGAAGAUCAGCAUGAGAUUAAGAUGCUAGGAUAUCUUAUGUUGAUUCGCCUUAGUAAAAUCGCAAUAAGAGCCGUGACUCAAAAGCUUGAUGAUCUUGUUUCACCUUUCAAAUCAACUCUUGAUUUCAAAAUGAGAAGUAAUGCUGUAAAGCAGGAGGUGGAAAAGAACCAAGAGUUGGUGAGAGCCACACUUCGUUGCAUUGUCGCGCUUUCUGGAUUGUCU